AUGAAGUCCGUUGUCGCCGCCCUCUCAGUGGCCGCCAUCGCCCAGGCCUCGUCCUUCAAGAUUGGCACCAUUCAUCACGAUUCGGCCCCGAUCCUCGAUGCCACCCACUCCAACACCAUUCCCGGUGCCUACAUUAUCAAGUUCAAGGAGCAUGUCGAUGAACCGAAGGCCAAGACUCACCACUCCUGGGUCUCGGAUAUCCAUAACGAUGGCAAGCAGCAGCGCCUCGAGCUUCGCAAGCGAGGCCUCUUUGACUCAGUCGAAGAUGCAUUUGAUGGCGUGAAGCACACCUUUGAUCUCGGCUCUGGCUUCCGCGGUUAUGCUGGCCGCUUUGACGACGCCGUCAUUGAGCAGAUCCGCAACCACCCUGACGUCGAGGCCAUCGAGCGUGACUCCAUUGUACACACCAUGGUCCCCAUCAUCACCAAGGAGACUGUUACCGAGGACACUUGCAAACCCGAGACGGAGAAGCAGGCUCCUUGGGGUCUUGCCCGUAUCUCCCAUCGCGAGACUCUUGGAUUUGGUACCUUUAACAAGUAUCUCUACGCUGAAGAGGGUGGUGAGGGUGUUGAUGCCUACGUUAUUGACACUGGCACCAACAUUGCCCACGUCGAUUUCGAGGGCCGCGCCAAGUGGGGUUACACUGCCCCCGACGGCGAUGCCGAUGAGGAUGGCAACGGUCACGGCACUCACUGCUCCGGCACCAUCGCCGGCAAGAAGUACGGUGUUGCCAAGAAGGCCAACGUUUACGCCGUCAAGGUGCUCCGCUCUAACGGCUCGGGCUCCAUGUCGGAUGUGAUCAAGGGUGUCGACUGGGCUGCCAAGUCCCACGAGGAACAGGUCAAGAAGGCCAAGGACGGUAAGCGCAAGGGCUUCAAGGGCUCCGUCGCCAACAUGUCUCUUGGUGGUGGCAAGACUACUCUGCUCGACAUGGCUGUCGACGCCGCCGUUGCCAAGGGCCUCCACUUUGCUGUUGCUGCUGGUAACGAUAACGCCGAUGCCUGCAACUACUCUCCCGCUGCCGCCAAAAAGGCCGUCACCGUCGGUGCCUCCACCAUUGAUGACAGCCGUGCCUACUUCUCCAACUACGGCAAGUGCACUGACAUCUUUGCCCCCGGCCUGAACAUCCAGUCCACCUGGAUCGGCUCCAAGUAUGCCAUCAACACAAUCUCUGGCACCUCCAUGGCCUCUCCCCACAUCUGCGGUCUUCUCGCCUACUACCUGUCUCUCCAGCCCGCCUCUGACUCUGAGUACGCUGUUGCCUCCAUCACCCCUGCUGAGCUCAAGGACAACAUUAUUAGCAUCGGCACCAAGAACUCUCUGAGCGAUAUCGACUCCGAGACUCCCAACGUUCUUGCCUGGAACGGUGCCGGCUGCAGUGACUACAAGAAGAUUGUUCAGGCCGGUGGCUACGAGGCCAAGAGCACCUCGUCCAAGUCUGAGAGCGUCCAUACCAUGAUUCAGCACGAGAUUGAUGUUGUUUCUGGCGAGAUUACCAAGUCUGCCAAGACUUUCGGCAGCAAGGCUGAGAAGUUUGCCAAGAAGAUCCAGCACAUUGUUGAUGUCGAGGUCGAGGACUUCCUCUCCCACCUGGAGUAA
Molecule: messenger RNA, 1599 nt
Organism: Beauveria bassiana ARSEF 2860
Lineage: Eukaryota; Fungi; Ascomycota; Sordariomycetes; Hypocreales; Cordycipitaceae
Product: sublitisin-like protease
Exons: 2
Coding region: 1-1599 (532 amino acids)
Biological process (GO): proteolysis
Molecular function (GO): serine-type endopeptidase activity
Source: RefSeq, a predicted model, not a curated record